AUGUUCCGAAGAUUCUUUGGAGAUUGCGGCAAUAACGAAGGUUCCGACGGUGAAGGUAACCAUUAUGCAGAAGAGAAUAACCCCCAGACCUCGGCUGGCAAGCGCGCCUCGGAUCGUCAGCGUAAGACCUCGGCGGGCAAGCGCGCCUCGGAUCGUCAGCGUAAGACCUCGGCGGGCAAGCGCGCCUCGGACCGUCAGCGUAAGCCCUCGGGUGGCAAGCGCGGCUCGGACCGUCAGCGGAAAGUAUCGUACCCUAACGGAGAAGACAUUCGCCAACGUAAGACUUCGAACGUUGAACGAGAAGAGGAGCUGCCUCAGCGUGAAGCGUCGGCUACGAAAGUGACCCGUUGGUGGCAGCGUAAAACCCCUUCCAUAGAGCUGAACGUCAAACCUAAACUUUCAGUUGCUAAGCAGGAGGAAGAAUCGUGGCGUGAUACACCUGCGGCUGAGCCGAUGGAGGAGCUGCAGCGUGAGACGUCGGAUGUUGAGCCAGUAGCCGAAGAGGAGCAGCGUCAGUGCGAAUCAUCAAACGUGAAACAAGAUGCUGAGCCUCAGCGUAAUGUAUCUGAAGCUAAGCAAGAGGAGCGACGUCAGCGUAGAUCAUCGAACGUGGAACGACAUGCUGAGCCUCAGCGUAAAGUAUCUGAAGCUAAGCAAGAGGUGCAGCGUCAGCGCAAAACGUCGAACGAAGAGCGUCAACGCAAAGCUUCGGUUAUUAAGUUGUCAGCAGAGGUGGCUGUCAUUUUGAAAAUAGUUCGUCGCAAGUGA
Messenger RNA from Bacillus rossius redtenbacheri, 768 nucleotides. Its product is annotated as arginine and glutamate-rich protein 1-like. Lineage: Eukaryota; Metazoa; Arthropoda; Insecta; Phasmatodea; Bacillidae. Bases 1 to 768 code for a protein of 255 amino acids. The transcript has a single exon. The record is from RefSeq and is a predicted model, not a curated record.